Klebsormidium nitens is the source of this 4156-nucleotide messenger RNA. NCBI's taxonomy places the organism in Eukaryota, Viridiplantae, Streptophyta, Klebsormidiophyceae, Klebsormidiales, Klebsormidiaceae. The record is from the annotation of a GenBank genome assembly.
GAGUGAAUGAACACGAGAAGACCCUGGACACACAUCCGGCACAGACUCAGAGGCAGGAUAUGCCCUGUCUGCCACUGUCAGCUCCAUGCCACAUUUGGUUUACCACAUCUCAACUGCAGGAGAAGUGGUAGCAUGAAGAGAUGCUCACGAUGUAACUUGUAAGGGCGUGUACUAUCAGGAUUGAUGCAGAUGGCGCACAAACCAGGUGCUCAGGUCAAGAGGCGCUUUGAAGUUCACCUCCCAGUGUCUCAGAAGAGGCACCGGCCGAACGAGGCAGAGGAGCCCCAGCAAAACCCCCUUCAAGCCUGGCUGACCAAGAGAAAGACCGCGCCCGGUUUGGAAGCCAUCCUUUCUGAGGCACGGAAGGAGAACCCGGUAGUUGUAGGUAAGAAUAGGGUCAAUGAGGAACUAGACGCGGGGCCAAGCUCCCGCACUCUUCAGCGGCCGCCUCCAGUGAGUGUUGCAGCCCAAUCCAGCAGGACUCUUCCAAUCACAGCUAGCCUGCGUCAAACUUCUGAGUUCAGUGCGAAGAACGGCAGGGGCAAUGGAGAGGGGGGGGGAUUGACCCAGGAGGCGGGGAAGGGUUUGCAAAGACAAACCGUGGAAGGACAGACGAAUGGAGGCAUGAGGGGUAGCCACGUACAAAACGACGGAGCUCUGAGAAAGUCGGAGGGCGAUGACACGCAGGCGGGCACGGCAAAGAAGAAGAAAAGGCGUAAACGGGCAUCGGUGGUUUGCAAAGCGGUUACCACGCUGGUUAGCGGCCAGCCGAAGGCUUCCGUUAGUAAGCUGAAGACGGGUUCUCCCGUUGGGGGCAAAAAAAAGCCCCCACUUCUGGGGGGAUGCAAGGGGGGGACUGUUGGUAAAAAUGGGGGCCAAAUGGGGGAGCCUGCGGUAAAACCCAUAGUCAACCCCAAACCUCCUCAGGUUGGGAAGUCCACAAAACCCGUAGCCCCAAGAGAUACGAACCGCCUGUCCAGAGAUCGGGCCAACGGCGGGACUGGUUCCAGCUACGCGAUUGGAGGGCCCGCUGACGUCAGCACGAGGUCGGCCCCGGAAGCCGCCGAGCGGCCGCUUCCUUACGAAACACGGGGACCAAGGGAGGGGAAAGCACCUCAGCCAUUGGUAAACCAUAGCGUUAACCAAGGGUUAGGAAACGGGUUAACCGGAGGUGGAAACGCACAACCCGGUGUGGCUGCGCCUCAGAAGGCCCCGUCAAAGAGCGGUUGGGACGUACCAGGCCCACUCCCAGGCAUGGGGUUCGUGCCAAACCCCCCACAAGGGCCCUGGAAUUCCGAAAUGCCAGGGGCUUUUCACACUGGGUUUCAACCUGGGUUUCCACCAGAUGUUCCCAGGGAGAAUGCGUUCACGGACGGCCCUGGGCCAGUGGGAGAGUACGGUGUGAACUGGCCCGGGCAAGCGGGACAUCGGUCGAUGCAAGCGCGGGAGUGCCAGCAAUUGUGGGAGACGCUGCAACGGUCGAUGCAAACAUGGCACAGCGUGUUGCUCCAACGGGAUACCGACGCUGCCCAGCGAAGCGCCCACCUGCGACAGCAGACCGCGGCGUCGAAGCUGGCCCAGGAGACCGCUGCGGAGCAACUAGCGGUGGCGAGAAAACUCAAGCAUGCGGCCGAGGAGAUCUGCGAGGCGGCCGUGGAGGAGCGGCGCAGUGCCGCAGCGGCGCUACGGGAGGCCCGAGACGAACGGGCGGCCAUUGAACGAGCCAAACAGGAGCUCGAAACGAGGAGAGAGGAGCUCGCAACUGAGGCGAUGGAGCUGGACCAGAAGCGACGGCUGUGCGAGGAAGCGCUGGCACGACUCGCCGAAACGGAGAAAGCGACGGCGAGGGAACGGCAUGCUGCCGCAACCACCGCUCCGACUUCCUCACUCAGACCGUCCCCCUUUCCCGUGGAACACCCCACCCAUCCAGCCGCCUCACCAGCGGAAGCCUCCCCUCUCUUCGAGGCUCAGUCCCUGGCUGACGUCACCGGCCGCCCCGCUGACGUCAGCAGUCGCGGCGCUGACGUCAGCGGAGCAGCUGAGGCUGACUAUUCCCGAGGUCGAAGGCCGUUUUUGGGCGUAGUCAGUAAUCUGAUGCAAGAACGGGAGGAGAGCGGCAGCCCCUCGCCGUUGGGUCUGUACCGGGGAUUCACUGGCUUGUCAGCGGUUAAGAUAGAAGACGAGGACAUUUUGCAGGAAAGGGGGGGUGCUGAAGCCGGCACUCAAUGGGGUGGUGAUGACGAGAGGGCGUUGCGCGGAACUGUAGAUGACGGGUCGGCAGCAAGGAGCGUUGGCGAAGUGGUUCGGGGGGUGGGCUUGGGUGCUAAGUCGGAGCCCCCCAAACCGGAAGGCGAUGGUCUUGCGGAUAUGUCGAUGUCGGACGAGGACAUGCCGCUGAGCUUCAGAAGCGCUCUUCGGAAAGACGGGAUCGUGGUCCAGCGAGGAACCGGUUCUGCACUGGGUCUGGAUCGGGGCACGGAUACCAAGGAGGGGUUCCGCCAGACUGGCCAAUUCUGGGGCCAUUCAGGUGAGCAACGGGAAGGGGAGUGGAUUAACGGGGAGAGGGAAAGGGGGGGGCGCGAGCGGCAGCAAGAAGCGGCGCAAAUCGUGAGCGACGUCAAGGCGGAGCUCGCAGCUGGGCGUCGGUCAGAACCAGAAUCGGUACUCAGGGGAGUGGGAGUACUUAGUAACCGCGAGCCCAAUUCUAAUCACAAUACCGGCAACCCGGAUUUCCCGGGACUCGGCCCGCUUGGCCGAUACCCCAAUCCCCGACCGUCGAUCUCACAUCCAACGGCAAAGGACCUAUCAAACUCCGCUCGGGAGUCUGCUCAAACUGGAAAGCAACUAGAGGCGGGCAAGAAAAAGAAGCGGACGGCGGUGGAAGUCCUGCGGAAGGACGCGCCUGAGCUGCUGGAAUCGCUGAGCAAAGCGGGCAUGCUGGACGACAUGAAGUUGUACGGGGACGAUUUUGACGGAGACGAGGAGGCGGCAGGAAGCGCGAGCUUUCGCGCGCUACAGGCCGUGCUUAACAAGAUCUACGACGGCUCCGCCUCGCGCAACGGCGCCUCCUGGACCUCUUCCGGGAACCUCGGAGCAGCCCACCUGCCCAAGUACUCCAUGGGCGCUCUAAAGGUCCUCACCGACGAGGCCAAGCGGCUGCGGCGCGGGGGGCGCCCGGUCGAAUGGGGGUGGUGCCACAAACUGCACGCGUUUCUGUUCGUGUUUGAGGAGCAGAACCGGUUCGUACUGGAGUGGCCCCAGUACGGAAAUGCGACGUACUUUUUCAAUCUAGAGGCGGGGGAUGUGCAGUUCCAGCUGCAGCGGCUGAUCGCGGUGAUGGCGAUCGGGACGGUGACCAAGAACGACAUCGUCGAUGAUCGGCCGCUGGAGCGGAUCAGGGGGAUCCCUCCCGACGAGCUGCGAGUCCUGGAGGAGUUCGGGCGCAAGCCGGAGACGGGCCUCGGGUCGUUCCUUAACUUCGCCAACCGGGUCGUCCACGACUACAAGGACGAGUGUACCCUCGAGCAGUGGCAGACCCGGAUACGGGAAGAGCUGCACCGGGGAAGAAAUACCGGGCAGAUCGAAAAGUCGCCCCGGCCACUUCCGUGGGCCGGGCUGCUAGGCGAGGUUGCCCCGUUGGCGCUAGAAACGGCAGCCCCGGUGACUCGGGAGGAGCUGCUGGUCGUCAAGGCGGAGCAGAAUGAGGAGUUGGGAAAUGCCAUGCGGACGUGACUUGCAAUUCUUAGCAACGUUCGGUUUGAGAGUCUGCAAGGUUACCUGAAUCAGAAUUGAUUGUACAUAGGCUGAGGUUGACGGUCGUUGUUCAUGCCGUCAGUACACGGAUCCUCGAAGACGAGCAGCAAUAUCAUGAAAAUGCUGGUGCGCCAUUUUUCUUGCCAAGCUGGCUUGGAGAUUGCGUGCGGAUUAGAAUUCACCAACGAGGGACUGACCGGGCGACUUUCUCGGUGCGAUGCUUCGAACCACACUACGUGCCUACGAGGAAGCCGGGUACAGUGAAGCUUUUUUUGACCAGUACGGAAGUACAGAGGAAUCAAGACCCCGAACCUCACGAACGGGUAUCAGAACUUGGCAAUGGGCGGGUUCCAAAAGGGCGAGUUGGUCCACGUUCUCCUUCCACGCAUUCCGAUUCUGACAU